Molecule: messenger RNA, 3467 nt
Organism: Anoplopoma fimbria (sablefish)
Lineage: Eukaryota; Metazoa; Chordata; Actinopteri; Perciformes; Anoplopomatidae
Product: calpain-5-like
Exons: 13
Coding region: 198-2129 (643 amino acids)
Biological process (GO): proteolysis
Cellular component (GO): cytoplasm
Molecular function (GO): calcium-dependent cysteine-type endopeptidase activity
Source: RefSeq, a predicted model, not a curated record
UCAGGGAAGCCCAUUGUAGCCAGAAGGUGAAACUGAAGACACUGGAUUUGGUUCUAAGAAAAAAUCUGUUCAUGAAACAGAAAUGUUGGAUUGAUGUGACUAUACCUUACAGGACAAGAGGACUCUGACUGUGUUUGAGCUCAUUACUGCCAGGAGAAGACAGUUCAUCACAGUGGUGAAGCUAUAGCAUCUGGAUCAUGUUCUCCUCCGCUACCCCAUACAAAAACCAGCACUACUCUGAACUGAAGAGCAACUGCAUCAACGACAAGACGCUCUUCGAGGAUCCAGAGUUCCCAGCCACCAAUUCAUCGCUGUACUUCAGGAAACCACCUUCUGGUGUUGUGGAGUGGAAACGACCAGGGGAGAUAAGCAAUGAGCCCUAUCUGUUUGUGAAAGGCAUCAGCUCCCAUGACCUGAACCAGGGAGUUGUGGGAAACUGUUGGUUUGUUGCUGCCUGCUCCUGCCUGGCUCUGAAGCCAAACCUCUGGAAGAAGGUAAUUCCUGACCACACCACGCAGGAGUGGGAUCACAAACACCCGGAGAGCUAUGCCGGAAUUUUCCACUUUCAGUUCUGGGUGUUUGGAGAGUGGGUGGAUGUGGUGGUGGACGACCGGCUGCCAACAAUCAACGGUGAACUCAUCUACUGUCACUCAAAGGAAAACAACGAGUUCUGGAGCGCUCUGCUGGAGAAGGCCUACGCAAAGCUGUCUGGCAACUAUGAGUCCUUGGAAGGGGGGAACACCGGAGACGCUGUGGUGGAUUUCAGUGGAGCUGUGGCGGAAGCCUUCGACCUGGAGACAGAAGCUUACUAUAAGGACCAGAAAAAACAAGACCAGCUGUUUGAUGAUCUGCUAAAGGUUUGGGACCGUGAAGGAAUCAUAAGCUGCUCAAUUAAGGCACAGCCUCAUGAGAUUGAAGCCAAGAUGGCAAACGGGCUGGUGAAAGGCCAUGCCUACUCGGUAACUGCAGUGAAGAACGUGCGCUUGGGUCACGGGCUGCUGGCCUACUUCAAGAACGAAACCAUUCCUCUGAUUCGCAUGAGGAACCCCUGGGGCAAGAUUGAGUGGAAAGGAGCCUGGAGUGACAGCUCUGAGGAAUGGUCAAAGGUUGGUGAUAUGGAAAGGGGCAAUCUUGGCAUCACAGUAGAGGACGAUGGGGAGUUCUGGAUGGCAUUCACAGACUGGUGCAAGUUCUUUACAGAUGCAGAUGUUUGCCGUCUCAUCAAUACCUCUCUGAUCAGUAUCCACAAGAAUUGGAAUGAGGUUGUGCACUUUGGGAGCUGGACCAAAAACGCAGAGCCGCUUUUAAACCGCUGCGGUGGCUGUGCUAACCACAAGCCGACAUUCCUUCAGAACCCGCAGUACUUGUUUGAUGUUACAAAGGAGGCAGAUGAGGUUCUCAUCUCUUUGCAACAGAAAGACAUGAAGAGCCACAGAAAAUAUGGUCAAGGAGAAAAUUUAAGCAUUGGCUUCGGUGUCUUCAAGGUGGAACUGAACAGAAAGUACCGGAUGCACGACAUUCUGACCCAACCGUGUGUGAAGACGUCCGCCUACAUCAACGCUCGGACGGUGUUCACGAGAUGCACGCUCCAGCAGGGCCGCUACGUCAUCAUCCCCACCGCCUUCAAACCUUUCACGCUGGGGGAUUACAUGCUCCGAGUUUUCACCGAUGUGGACUCAGGUUGCAGGGAGCUGACAGAGGAUAAACCGAAGAUAACAUGCUGGAGUUCAUUCACUGGAUACCCACAAGUUGUGACUCACAUCUACGUCCACGGAGCUGAGGGGCUGCAGAACCAGGACAGUACAGGAGGUGCAGACCCCUAUGCCAUCAUAUCAUGCGAGGGCCGGUCAGUACGAUCCACCGUCAAGAAGGACACCCUGAAUCCAGAGUUUACAACCAGCGGCAUUUUCUACAGGAAGAAGCCCAGAAAGCCCAUAACUGUGGAGGUGUGGAACAGCAACGGAGUGAAGGACGAGUUUAUGGGCCAAGUGGUUUUGCCCGGAUCGGUGAAGGACACCACCGACCCUCAGAGGCUUCAGCUGAGGAAGCGAGGACGGCAGAUGGCUGACGAGAUGCCCGGAAACAUCAGUGUGAGGGUUCUCACCUCCACCCAGCUGACAGUUAUGUGAUCUCCUCACUGACCUGAGUGGGGCCGGAAACGUUUCCAGUGCUGAAUGAACUAUUUGGUGAACAUCUUGUGAAAACUUACUUUAGCAUGUGCCAUCAUCGAAGCACCGGAAACAGUUUGAUGUCCAUGUUUGUGGCUGAUUUUAAACUAUAAUUUGCACGUUCGUGAAUUGUUUGCAAAGUUGACAGGUGAACAGGGCAGUUUGGGACAGACUGAAUGUCAAUUCAUGUAAUUUUUAUCCAAAUGUUUAAUCUUUUAAAAUCUCUUUUACUUUUUUAUCAUUGUGUAACUGAUAAAGUAUUUUUAUAUUGACGUUUUGUAAGUUGCAUGUGAAGAUAUCAUUCCUUUUUUAUGUUACACUAUAGAUACUGUGAGCGAUAUGGCAGUAAUUUGUCAAUCAAGUCUUAACACACAUUAAUUAUAAUUUGGCCUCUAUGUUCACCUUUAUGCAGGGAAACUCAUACAAGACAUAAUAAUGUAUCAUCUAUGCACCUUCUGCUCCUUUUUCUUCCAUCAGUUUAUAUCAUCGUUUCAUUCUCAUGAUUAUUAUAAAAAUGAAAAACACUGAAUGGCAUAAAGCAUUAAAAGAGAUUCAACCUAAGAAUCACAAUAACAUUAACACAUCUCUGGUUUUCUUCCUCUUUUUAUUUCAGUCCAGUUCCCAAACUGCAAUAUUUUGUUUUUUUACACUCAAGACACAGCCAUGCACAAUUCAAAGUUCAAAAAGUCUAUUGCUUCAACCACAAUUAAAAAUAGUUUAUCCCAAACCUCAAUUCCCCGUCGCUCAUUUGUCCUUUUUCAAAGAUGGGGAAAGGCCUGCUGAGGUAUGCCAGAUGGAUCAGCAGUUUUACAAAGCUAGACAAUAAUAAGAGUAGUAAUAAUAAUAAUAAUGAUAAUAAUUUAAAAAGUAACAUUUUUUGUCUUUGUUCCAUUCUCUUGAUACACAUUAAUAGAGGAAUUUUCACACCACAUGUACAGGUUUACACAUUCAGAAGAAAGGAAUGUACAGGAGCAACCACAGAAAAGGGGGCACGUCAGCAGGUGUCUCUUGUCCCGAAAUUCACCUUUGUGCUCAUAGUUCAGACCUGUACAUGGCGGCCCUGACGUUCCCAUGGUGACGGAUGAAGCUUCCUGUCAGGCCACCCACACCUACCGCACACACACAUACAUGUACUAACACUCAGCAGUGGUACUCAGGACAGACUGUGUGGGCCCGCACACAGAGCGCUGCAUUCAUCGGCUCUCUGUCCAGAUGAAGGAGUGUCCGAUAAAGCCCAGACCAUUAGAGAGCCGGAUCCAGGAGUGCAGAGUCAGCGUGUGUGUGUUCGUUUUUCUCUUC